AUGUUGAGUGCCCCAGAAGACAUUCAACUCGGAUCUCAGUCUCCCCCCCCCCCCCUCUCUCUCUCUCUCUGCAGUGUUGAUAACAGCGAGUACAUGCGCAAUGGAGACUUUCUGCCCACCAGGCUGCAGGCGCAGCAGGACGCGGUGAACAUCGUGUGCCACACGAAGACACGGAGCAACCCUGAGAACAACGUGGGGCUCAUCACCCUCGCCAACCCCUGUGAGGUGCUGACCACUCUGACCCCCGACACAGGGAGAAUCCUAUCCAAGCUUCAUGCCGUGACACCCAAGGGAAAGAUCACAUUCUGUACCGGCAUUCGAGUGGCUCAUCUGGCUCUGAAACACCGGCAGGGUAAGAAUCACAAGCUGAGGAUCAUCGCGUUUGUGGGGAGUCCAGUGGAAGACAGUGAGAAGGAUUUGGUGAAAAUGGCAAAACGGUUGAAGAAAGAGAAAGUGAACGUGGACAUCAUCAAUUUCGGGGAGGAGGAGCUGAACACGGAGAAGCUGACCUCCUUCAUCAACACUCUGAAUGGGAAGGAUGGGACGGGCUCUCACCUGGUCACCGUGCCCCCGGGUCCCAGCCUGGCCGACGCCCUCAUUAGCUCCCCCAUUCUGGCCGGGGAGGGGGGUGCCAUGAUGGGGCUGGGGGCCAGUGACUUCGAAUUCGGGGUGGACCCCAGCGCGGACCCCGAGCUCGCUCUGGCUCUGCGCGUGUCGAUGGAGGAGCAGAGGCAGAGGCAGGAGGACGAGGCGCGGAGAGCAGCGGUCACAUCCGCAGCAGAGGCAGGAAUCCCGACACCCACUGGAGACGAGUCGGACGAGGCUCUGUUGCAGAUGGCGGUGAGGCAGCCGGAGAGCAGCGGCCCAGGGCUGCCUGACUUCAGCAGCAUGAGUGAGGAGGAGCAGAUCGCCUACGCCAUGCAGAUGUCUCUCCAGGGGUCAGAGUUUGGCCCGGGUGACUCUGCUGCAAUGGACACUGGAGCUGCGAUGGACACAUCGGAGCCACACAAGGAGGAGGAUGAUUACGAUGUGAUGCAGGACCCCGAGUUUCUGCAGAGCGUCCUGGAGAACCUGCCGGGGGUGGACCCCAACAAUGAGGCCAUCCGCAACGCCAUGGGCUCGCUGGGUACCCCCAAAGAGAGCGGCGCCGGGGGGACCAAGAAAGAGGAGGAGGACGAGGACGAGGGCAAGAAGAAAUAAACAGCCGGAGCCCAGCCGGAGCCCAGCCCAACCCAGCCCAGCCCGCUGUCCUUCUGGAACAACUGUGCUGAUAACAAUAAUAAUCAGAAUAGUUGAGAAUAUAAAUAUGUGGGUUUUUUUUGUUUUUUUUUUGAGGACUU
Polyodon spathula (Mississippi paddlefish) is the source of this 1340-nucleotide messenger RNA. Its product is annotated as 26S proteasome non-ATPase regulatory subunit 4-like. The record is from RefSeq and is a predicted model, not a curated record. The transcript is spliced from 10 exons. Gene Ontology annotation, biological process: proteasome-mediated ubiquitin-dependent protein catabolic process. Lineage: Eukaryota; Metazoa; Chordata; Actinopteri; Acipenseriformes; Polyodontidae. The coding region runs from base 1 to 1200 and encodes 399 amino acids. Gene Ontology annotation, cellular component: cytosol; proteasome regulatory particle, base subcomplex; nucleus. Gene Ontology annotation, molecular function: polyubiquitin modification-dependent protein binding.